Orussus abietinus is the source of this 3064-nucleotide messenger RNA. Its product is annotated as zinc finger protein 267. The record is from RefSeq and is a predicted model, not a curated record. Bases 506 to 3016 code for a protein of 836 amino acids. The transcript is spliced from 5 exons. Gene Ontology annotation, biological process: regulation of transcription by RNA polymerase II. Gene Ontology annotation, molecular function: DNA-binding transcription factor activity; RNA polymerase II cis-regulatory region sequence-specific DNA binding. Lineage: Eukaryota; Metazoa; Arthropoda; Insecta; Hymenoptera; Orussidae.
UUAGGAGUCCAAUGUCUAUCGACGUGAAAAUUUAAGACCGUCAUGCUACACUUAAACAUUUUGUGAUGAUAAUUUAAUUUGAAAAUUCUGUCAGAACAAUAUGGUUGCUUCUCUAACGAUUUAUAAGACAGAACAAUAUAAUUUAAAUAUGUGUAGUGUUCAAUUAUAUCGUAAUUGAAUGAUGUUCUGGUAUAACCUCCAUCAUUAAAACUAUAUUUUUGUGUUAUAUUUAGCCUCUGUGUCAAUUUGCAAGGUUUCUCGCAAUAUGCGCAUUGAAAAUUUAUUCCAGAACAAAAAUUAUUUUAAAUAAUUUUUGAACGCUAGUAUAUAGAAGAUUGUGCAUCAUUCUCAUGGAUUUAGAACUUUUGAUUAAACCGUACAGUUCUGUUAUAUACUAAUAAAUACAACGUUUCUGCUGGGUCAAACCGUUCAAUUUAAAUAGCAGACCAGAAAAUCAUAUGUGUGACAUGUAAUAACUGCUUAUCCAAAAAAAGAGGACGAAAAAAUGUGUGCUCAUUUGCUGACAUGUCCAUUGUGUUCGCAACCAGGUUUCUUAACAUUAGAUGCACUUCGAGCUGGACUCGUAAGUGUAGCAACACGUCCAUUGGCAUGCCCAAUAUGUAACGAAGUGCUACUUGGUAUAGAUAAACUUACAAUUCACUUAUUUGGUCAUACAAUUAAUCAAAAUAAUAUUGAAAGUGCAACGGAAGUACCAAAGAUCACCAGCGCUGUGUCUUGCAAUAAUGUUCAAGAAUUAAUUCACGGCAAAUUAAACAUUUCCAAACAAGAUGAAGAUGCACCUAAGUUGCACAAAGAAGAAAAAGUAUGCAAUCCAGCUUUGAAUCAUGACAUCAAAAUAUUUAGUAAGGUCCCGAUCAUUUCAUUACCAAAAGAAACAUCGUUUUUUGUUCAAUCGAUUAAUAUCAGAGACAGCUCAAAUAUAGUGAAUUCUGUAAGUCCACAUCAAAAUGAGGAUUUAUCUCUAAAAACAAAUCAGAUCAUCUACAUACAAAACUUAUCACAGUUGCAAGAGAUUUAUCCUCAAGCAGAACACGUAGAGCAGUCUGUGCCAAUACAGAAACCUCUUUGUCAAGUAAAUGAUACAAAUGUAAAGAACAAUUCUUGCGAGCAAAAACUUAUGGAUAAUACCGUAUCAAAUUAUGUCAACCAGUACACUCAAUGCAAAAUAUCUCCAAAUUUGAAAUUACAAAGUGAACCUUCCAAAGAACAGGAAAAUAUACCUGCAUUCCAGACUACUUGGAUAAAAAAUAUAUGUAAUGAUAGUUCUCAACACAGACAUCAAGAAUCUGUAGUGCCAAGUAUAAUCACUUCAGAUGAAAACAAAAGUCAGCAACAUCUUCUAGAAAUGUCUACUGUUAUUACAACUAUUGGGUCAGCUAGCUCUGACAGCAAUGUCCCAGGUUUUCAGUCAGUCUCCUGCAUCCCAACUUCAGCACAACCUUCUUGCUAUAUGAGAGAAGAUUCCAUCCCAAUUUCGUCUGAAGCCAUACCCGCGAAAGACAUUUCAGAUAAACAAUCAGAAAGUUCAAAUCAAUCAGGAUUGUUAUCACAACUGGAAGCCUUUAAAAUUCUCGAGACGAAACAAAAAAUGGUACGGUGCGACAUUUGUGGAUUUCACUUUCCGGACAGUAAUAUUUUGCUGUUACACAAACAACUUAUUCAUACCAUCGAUGAAAAAGAUUUCAAUAUUAAGUCAGACAACAUGUUGAAAAGUUAUCCUUGCCAUCUGUGUUCAAAAGUUUUUAAGAUGCGAGGAAGUCUCAUGAUUCAUAUGAGAGUUUCACACAUGGGUUAUAAUUUAGGGUCUUCACUUAAGCAUGGAGAGACUGCAUCAACUCUGAAUGAUAAUGGAUACAAUUGUCCAACAUGUGGAAAGAAUUUUAAAAAGGAGCAACAUGUAACUCAACAUUUGAAAACACAUGAAGGUAAACAAUGGGAAUGUGAUGUAUGCAACAAAAUGUUUACUACAAAAUAUUUCCUAAAGAAGCAUAAAAGGCUGCACUCAGGAGAAAUGCCAUAUAAGUGCACUAUUUGCGACAAGACAUUCACCUUCCAGCAAUCGUAUCACAAGCAUAGACUUUAUCAUAAAGAUGAUAAACCUCAUACAUGCGCUACUUGUGGCAGAUCCUUUAAAGAACUAUCCACUUUGCACAACCAUGAACGCAUUCACACAGGAGAAAAACCAUUUGCUUGUGAAACUUGUGGGAAAUGUUUUCGACAACGGAUUUCAUAUUUAGUUCAUCGUAGAAUUCAUACAGGUGCUCUGCCAUACAAAUGUACAGCUUGUGGAAAAAGUUUCAGAUACAAGGUGAGCCAACGAACGCACAAAUGUCCAGCACAACCACCUGGUACUGUUGUGAGACAGUCCGAUAAUCUGGUGGAAAGAUUAAUGCAAGCUUCCCAAAUUAAAGAUGACCCUACGAAAUCUUUUGAUAUAACAAAACAACACACAAUAUCCAAUCAAAAAAACUUGAAUGAAGAUAAAUAUAUUUUAAUAGUUAAUACCAAUGGUCAACCAACUUUACCAAAGCACUUGAACAUAGAAGCAGUUAAUUCUACAAAUAAGGAAACCAAUGAAAAUUGUACGAAGAAGUACAAUAAAGACAAUGAAGAAUUUAUAAAGGAUCUGUGGAAUCCUGACGUUACCAAUGAAAUACCGAUGAAGAAACACGAGUUCCCCAUCAAAGAACAUGCGUUAUAUGAAAAAGUGAAAGUAAACGACACUAAUGAUUUCUUUACAAUGGUAAUGUCCCCUUUGGAAAAUGAAUUGCCAUCCCCUUCAACUGAAAUGGAACACUUAAGACUUUCAUCUCCUGUCGAUCGGGAGGAACAAUUAGGUAGAAGUGACAAUUAUAACAAUAGUUCAAAUAACUAUCAAAAUUAUGUAGACAACAUACAGGAACAUUUUCAAGGAAGAUCUAGGAUUGAUUCUCUACAAACUAUAAACGAGGAAUCAUUAAAUCAACUGCUGUAUGGAAUCCAUAAGAAACAAUGAUGUACAGUUUGAGAACUUUGUACAAUAAAAUUUGUACUUUACUCGAAA